This is a messenger RNA of Sinocyclocheilus anshuiensis, 2165 nucleotides long. Its product is annotated as O-acetyl-ADP-ribose deacetylase MACROD1-like. The record is from RefSeq and is a predicted model, not a curated record. The transcript is spliced from 10 exons. Lineage: Eukaryota; Metazoa; Chordata; Actinopteri; Cypriniformes; Cyprinidae. Gene Ontology annotation, molecular function: ADP-ribosylglutamate-[protein] hydrolase activity. Gene Ontology annotation, cellular component: nucleoplasm. Gene Ontology annotation, biological process: DNA damage response; peptidyl-glutamate ADP-deribosylation; purine nucleoside metabolic process. The coding region runs from base 275 to 1360 and encodes 361 amino acids.
GAAUGAUGUUGAUCCGGGACAGUCCAAAUAACGAGAAGCGCUUGCGAUUGAAUUCAUGGACCCCUACAUAUUGGUAUAGUCCCAUUUGCUUUCAUUGUAUCAGUCAAGACAGUCGAGUUUCAAUUUCACUAUUGUUAUUUAAAGCUAUAAAAAGCUCUAAAACUGCUUAUUACAACAAACUCCAAAUCGAAACAAGGAUAAACUCAAGGCGCAGACGGGAGACAUUCGGGCUUUAAACGUUAAAUUUGCCACAGCUGUCAAGACAGACCACACUAUGGCGUUUCAGAUGUCAAAACUUGCUGCUCGUGUUUCGCUCUCCAGAAGCGUUGGGUUCAUUUCCAGCGCUGGAAACAGAUGUCCGAGUCAUCUCAAUUUCAUCAGCAGACUUGCACAUCGCUCCUUUCAUUCUCUCUGCGGCGCGGGCAGAGGGUCUGCGAGUAUCAAAGUGCUGCCCUCCCCGGGGGUCUUACGUAAAGCAGACAGGUGGGAGAAGGUUUCCACGGCCUCAAAGUCCCUUCACAGGCAGAGUGGAGGGGCUGUUAAGCCGCGCCGCGUCACCAGGGUUGUUAUAGGCGCCGUGGGGGUCUCUGCUGCGGUGCUGGCCUCUCUGAGCACGAGCACGCUGCACGCCUUGAACCUGGAUUCUGAGAGCAGUGACUGGAAAGAGGCGAAGAAAAAGCUUUGCUCCAUGGAUAAGGAGAAGAGGAGGGAAAUGUACAGGGUUGACUUCAUUCCUCUGGAGAAGAUUCCUGUCUGGAGUCCCUCAGGUGACCCCUCUUGUAAGCCUCGGUACAAAGUCAAUGAAGAGCUGAAUAGGAAAAUAUCCCUCUUCAGUGGUGACAUCACAAAACUGGAGAUCGACGCAAUCGCCAACGCAGCUAACAAGACACUUCUGGGUGGAGGAGGAGUGGAUGGUGCCAUUCAUCGUGGGGCUGGUCCUCUGUUAAGGAAGGAAUGUGGCACUCUGAACGGCUGUGAAACGGGGGAGGCCAAGAUCACCGGAGCCUACGGUCUGCCUGCGAAACAUGUUAUUCACACCGUGGGGCCAAUAGUCCACGAUUCAGUGGGGGAGAGAGAGGAACAAGCACUGAGAAACUGUUAUUAUACCUGUCUGCACACAGCAACUAAGAACCACCUGCGGACCGUGGCUAUUCCCUGCAUCUCUACUGGAGUGUACGGAUAUCCACCUGAUCAAGCAGUCGAAGUUGCCCUGAGAACAGUGAGAGAAUACCUGGAGCAAAACCACGAGAAGCUGGACCGGGUCAUCUUCUGUGUGUUUCUGAAGUCUGACAAAGAGCUCUAUGAAACAAUGUUGCCUGCAUACUUCCCACGAGGUUCACCGCCAAAGAGCAAAUUAUGAGAGGAUGGCAUAGUUGCUGUGGAAACGCCACACAAUCUGCUUUUCCGUCACAUCACUGUCUCGCUUUUACCUGAUGCAGCCCCUACAAACAACAUCAACAACAGCUGCCUGACACCACCUGAUUUAUUCAUAUCACCAAACCAGUGCUCCAUGAAAUUCAAUGAUUGCUAUUAGCUUCCCGUUGGAAGUCAUAUUGCUAUUGGAUUUGUAUUAAUAUUAAUAACAAUGUGGGCUUACAAGUGGUAGUUCACCCAAAAAUUACACAAAGAUAGCAUUUAUUUUUUCUGCUUUUCUUAUUUUUAUUUUCUUAUUUGUUUUGUCUGUUCAGUGGAAGUGAGUGGGCUCUAUCUCUAUUUGAACCCCAACAUUCUUCAAAAUAAAUUCGACAGAAGAAUGAAUGUGUGACAUUUUUAGAUGAAACAGAAAAAUUAUUGCUUCAAAUAUAAUAUUUCCCCCCCCAGUUGAUUGCAUAAAUAAUAUCAUAGCUGUGCAUGACCAUUUAUGUCUCAAAUUCUGUGUCUUUCAAAUCUAUUUAUGGCUUACUCUUAUUAUUACUCCUUCCAGGAACAAUUUUCUGCAGUUAUAUGAUUUGCACUGCAUUAGCAUUGAAAUUAUAAAAGAUAUCAUAUGUGAAUAUUGUUUAUAGAGUUGAAUAAAAAAUUGAAUUAAGGCAAUCAAAGGAAGAAACGGAGUAUGUCAAUGGUUAUAACACUUAACCUAUAAUGAAAGUGCACUAUUUGUACUUCUUCAAUGUACUUUCUGUCUUCCAGUAUGAUAAAAGACCCUCAUUAAAGUCAACUCCUCU